CGUGGAAGUGACACAGCUGCCGAUCCGACUUCCUAAGCGAGCCGGCAGUCACAUCGCCAUUAACCGGGCAGGAGCCGGCAGGGACCCCCUCACAAGCAUGAUCGCUACACUAAACACGGAAAAAGGUUCUACACGAUGCAGUCCGUCGACAAACCCCAACUGCUGUCCUUGGGCAGGAAAGACACCCAGCGGUUGCUGGAAGUCUACGUGAGACGUAGCCUGAGCCUCAAUGAUGGUUCAGAGGCAGAAAACAGACAGCGGCUGAAGCCCCGGAAGUGGGUGACCAGGGCCAAGAAGAGCCAACGGGUCCGGAGGCACUCCAGCGACAGCUCUGCUCACCUCAGCCCAUGGGAGGUGCUUGAUACCAGAACCUUCCAGGUGACCCCUCUAGAACCACCUACUGCUCUUCUGCAGUCAGAAGACUACGCUGGGCCUGAAGGCUACGUGGAGCCUGGAGUCUGUGUAGAUCCAGAUGUCCAGGCACAGUCAGUCCAUGGACAUACUGGAGAUCAUGUGGACCUAGAAGACCAAGCAGACCCAGAAGACCGUGCAGAACCAAAAAAGAAACCAAAGAAAAGUAACAAGAAGGGAAAGAGGUCUUUCUUCAAGACCUUCCUUAGUCUGUUUUCCAGAAAGGAGUCUGAUGAGAAGGAGGAGAGGGACCCCAGCCCAGAGAGAAUGGGGGGUGGGACACCCCCCGAUACUCCUCAGGAAGUGUUUUGCAUCCCGGUCAGUGAGUUCUCCUCCGGGGGGACCCAACAAUCUCCCCGACUGGGCAAGUCUGUGAAGAUAAAAAGUUUGCGCAAAAAGUUCUCCUUCCGGAGCACAGGGGAGUCCAAGAAGCCAGAGAAGCCCACUACUCUGAAUCUGUCCAGCAAAGUACACAUACCAGAGGUUGUGUCGGUCGAACCCACAAACACAUACUAUGAGAAAGUAUCAGAGGAACUGAAGAAGAUCGUGAAAGAGGUUAAGGAGAGUCCGACCGCGGAGAAUCCUGUUCCUUUUGGGAAAACCCUGGCCGUGGGCAGUACAGUGGAUGCAAAGGAUGAAGAAACCAUUGAAAACAUAAUCGGCCUUCUUAAACAGCAAGGCGAUGCCAUAAAUGUGCAGGUGAUGGCGGACGGCUCGGUGAGCUCCUUCUUCCGGAACCUGUCCUACAGCUCCUUCCAGCAGCUGGCAGAUCGCUAUGUGCAGGAGGAGAUCCCCAGUCACCUGUCCCAGCAGACCACCGCACCGGAGCUCGUCCGCUUCGCCUUCACCCUGGACUUCACCGCUAGGAUGGCGGGUCUCUCCAACCAGGCCGUCUGCCGCAUCAUGGGUUUCGGGAACCAGUACCUGGAGGACCGCUUCACGCAGCUGAGCCGGACCACCUCUGGGGAAUCUCAAGCCAAGGAAGUACAAAAUUUCAACGCGCCGGACUAACGGCCGGCGCGGCUUCUGUGCAGAAUGGACGCUUCUCAGAACCACUCGCCGCCGUGGCCGGAGUUGCAGCGCGAAUAACGCGGCGAAGGGAUCUUCGGCAGAAGAUGGGGGCGUGGAAGCGGAAACUACAUGGGCAUCUUUUAGCACAAAGGGGAGCCACCCAUACCGAUGAUUUUUAACAUUGUCAACAAGGCCCCUCGCAAUGACGUGGCCUUUUUCAAAGACGGGCUCCAGGGAGGUGCUGGAGGUCCAGGGAGGUGCUGGAGGUCCAGGGAGGUGCUGGAAUGCGUACAGGCUGCUCCUCGAGUGUCUAUAAUAAUCUGUGAAUCUGUGAAACAUGAUAUCUACCCAGCAGGCCUUGGACAGAUGGAAAGGGAUAGAGCAACAUAGGAAGGUCAUAAUGGCUGCUGGGGCAGUUUGCUGUUAGCCUGGUUCAGGGCACAUAAUGUAUGAUUAGUCACUAAUGUUGAUUGAUGUUAUUCUCUUUUUUAUCUUUAUUCUGUAGAAUGUCUGUGAUGUAAGUACAGGGGCCUUGAGUCCAACCUUGGGCUCAGUGGUGCUUCAGAGGCGACACCCUUUACCCCUAAGUCACCCCACACUUCACCUUACACAUUUAGUCUUUAAAUUUGUAUGGUGAAAAUGCAAGGAUGUACAGCUCUGAAAAAAAUGUUGAAUCCUGGUUUAAUCCUGGUUCUGCCGGCAGAAGGUUACACUGCGGGGCAGCAGCUACCAGGAUAGCAGGACACAAGAACAAGGUGAAGCAGGAGACACUGGAAGUAACCAAAAACCAGCCAGGGAGAGGUCAGAAGCAACAUUCUAGCCCCAGGAAAUGACCGUUAACUUAUCCAGUGAUGCCUCAUAAAUCGGAGGAUGACCUCAAGUGACCUUCAAAAAGAAGGGGAAACAUUAAGUGCAGGUGUGCACUGCUAGGACAGUUUGUAUCAGGCUCCUAGAAGCAGGACCUAUAAAGCAAGGAAGAAGCCCUUCAGUAAUGAGAAACAGGGAAGAACCAGGCUGCAGUUUGCAAAAACAAAAUGUGUGUUUUAUACAGCCACAUACUCAUAAGUUGAGAAAUGAAUGAAAUGGAACUUUUUGCUGUGGUCUCGUAAUAUUUUCCAGAGCUGUAUAUAAUUGUUCAACUUGCUCAAAUGAUUUGCAGUUCCUAAUUGUGUAUGCUGGCAUACAUGGGCUGUGUCUCUGGAAGAAAAAUGUUGAUCUAAACAAUAAACUAAUUUUUAUUUGGCAGUUUUAUACAUUUUA
This is a messenger RNA of Paramormyrops kingsleyae, 2682 nucleotides long. RefSeq lists its product as uncharacterized. Gene Ontology annotation, biological process: regulation of extrinsic apoptotic signaling pathway. Lineage: Eukaryota; Metazoa; Chordata; Actinopteri; Osteoglossiformes; Mormyridae. The record is from RefSeq and is a predicted model, not a curated record.